AUGCAAAGCACUUCCAGCGAGUCGACUGAGAUUGUGGUGACCGAUGAGAUCAAACACCUGCUGCCCGACUGGCCAUCCGGUCCUCUGGAUGUGUACCGAAAGCGGGCGUCGUUUGACUGGAGGAAAAUGAAACUUCUUCUGGAGGGCGAAGACAUCAUCCGAUUUAAGCUACGGAUCGCUCGCACUCUGGAGAAGGACCCGUUGUUCGCUCACCACCCGUCCCAAGAGAUGACACGCGACCAGCACCGGGAGAUCACACUUAAGCGCCUGAAACGGCUCAUGGAGUAUGACUUCCUGCCCGACGAAGAGUUUAUGGCCAACCCUUUGCUCACACAACACAUGUACAACACGUUGGGUCAGUACGACUGGUCCCUAUCGGCCAAGAAGUUCUUGGCGUACGAGUUCGUGACAGUGAGUCUUCGAGGGGCCGGUUCUAGUCGUCACCUAUCAGUCUUGGAUCAGUUGAUGGACUUCGAGGCGUUGGGCUGUUUCGCGUUGACAGAGAUGGCUCACGGAUCCAACACGAAGGCGAUGGCCACUCGCGCCGACUUCGACCCCCAGACCAAUGAGUUCAUACUAAACACUCCCAACUUCGAGGCCUCGAAGGUGUGGUCCGGAAAUUUGGGCAAAACAGCCACUCAUGCGGUCGUCUUUGUCCAGUUGCACGUUAACAACAAGUGUCACGGAUUGAGUGCAUUCAUUGCCCCCAUUCGUGACCCGAAGACUCUGUUACCUUAUCCGGGCAUUACUGUCGGCGAUAUGGGACCCAAAAUAGGUCUCAACGGAUUAGACAACGGGUUUCUCCAGUUUAAGGACUAUAGGGUUCCCAAAGACUUAUUGAUGAACCGAAUCGGAGAUGUGGACAAAGACGGCACUUAUGUCACAGAAAUCAAAGAUAAUAAGAAGCGAAUGGGUGUCACUUUAGGCACAUUAUCUAUGGGUCGAGUGGGCAUCAUAGGGAUGGCCAUCACUAACAUGCAAAAGGCUCUUCCCAUCGCUAUUAGAUACUCAGCCGCUCGCAGACAAUUUGGUCCUCCCGGUCAGGAUGAGCUACCGGUCAUUGAGUAUCAGAUGCAACAGUGGAGACUAUUGCCAUAUUUGGCGGCCUGUUAUGUGUUGGACAACUUCAGUAUGUCUUUCCACAGAGAUUUCAUGAACUUCCAGAUAUCUGUACUCUUUGGUACGACAUCUCCCGAGCUGUCAGAACAGGGACAGGAGAUUCACGCCCUGUCCAGCGCUGCUAAGCCGCUGUCCGGUUGGAUAUGUAGGGAUGCGAUACAAGAGUGUCGGGAGGCGUGUGGAGGUCACGGCUAUCUGAAGGCAUCGGGAUUGGGAGAGCUCCGGGACGAUCACGACGCCAACAACACCUAUGAGGGCGACAAUAAUGUGCUUCAAAUGCAAACCAGUAAUUAUUUGAUGCGUUUGUGGCAACUGAAGGUGGAUGAGGGCCGACCAUUCACUUCGCAGUUCGGUUCCGUCGACUUCUUGGACCAAAUGGACGCUCACCUGAAGAAGAGAAUGCAUGUGUCGGCUCCGGACGAUGUCAUGCGAAUGGAUGUGAUUCUGGACGCAUACAAAUUCCUCGUCAGUUACCUAAUGAGAAGUGCUGUCAAUAAACUGAAGCGAGAAUUAGACGCCGGGAAAGACCUGUUCAGCGCGCGAACCAAUUCUCAGGUCUACUGCUGCCGAUCCCUAUCCCUGGCCUUCAUUGAACACGUGGUGCUCGACCGCUGGAACACUUUCAUUCAGGUCGAGAUGACUGACCAGUCGUUGGCCAACGUAUUGAAGCGUUUGGGUUCGCUAUACGGCUUGUGGUCUCUGGAGAAGCAUUUGUCGACUCUAUACGAAGGCGGUUACUGUUCGGGUCCGACGCCCACCCAAUACAUCCGUCAAUCCAUACUUAAACUGUGCGCUCAAUUGAAGGACGACUCCGUCACUCUCGUAGACGCGAUCGCGCCGACAGACUUCCUGCUCAACUCGGCGUUAGGCAAGUCUGACGGACAGAUCUAUAAGAAUAUAUACGAGUCCAUUCUGGCGGCUCCCGGCGCUACAUCCCGGGCCGACUGGUGGCAGGAGUUUGUCUACAAUAAGCCUAACGUCGCGUCCAUUAAACCGAAGUUAUAA
Messenger RNA from Oppiella nova, 2124 nucleotides. Lineage: Eukaryota; Metazoa; Arthropoda; Arachnida; Sarcoptiformes; Oppiidae. The record is from the annotation of a GenBank genome assembly.